AUGUUGUAUAAAGACGAGGACCGUGCGACCAAGCGUAAGCGAAAGGAGGAGCUGCAAGCUCUCACGCUCCGGAGAAAGAGGACGGCUUUGACGAUGAAGCGGCGCCACAACGACGGGCCCGGGGGCUUGAUGGCAUUGACAGCGACCAGAAAGCUUCCCUUGUGGCUGACGGACUGGACGGGCAACGCGAAACCGCCUAGACACUCUGGAGAGUCAACAGCAGGGCCGGUGGCGAAGAUGACGGCGACCGAAGCAACGGCAGGAAAUGCCAUGCCCGCCUUGACAGUUGCUGCAACAGGGCCGCCGAAGAAGGCUGGUUGGGGUGAGACCGCAGUGCCGGAAGCCGAAGAGUCGCUCGGUGGCCUCGCGAGUCUCGUGUCUACCACGUCAUCCCUGCCGAGCUUUGCGGCGGCAUCGCAGAUGGAAGAGGAAGACGAGGAGGAAAUCAAGAGAAGCCUUCGAGAGAUGCAGGACGAGAAGAAGGCGUGGGACGCGAAGCACCGACCCCCGUUCCUGAAGGUCUUCGGACGGUUCGACCCGGAGGGGCUCGGGGAGAUGCUGGCAUCCGACAUCGGAGAUCUGAUGGCGCAGCUGAGGCUCCCCGAGGCGGUCAGGCCGGAGGAGGUGAAAAACGUCGCCGCCCAGCUCACCAAGGUAUGCAUGACACACCUCUGGAAGUGGCACCGUCGGGAGCACUUGCAAUGGAGGCCCAGCUUCACGGCGCCGUCUCACAAGGAACUCCGGCAGCUCAACAACCGACAGCGGAAGCGGGAACGCUCGGGGGAGGUAUCUCGAGAUUGGGCUCGUCGCGUGAUUCUGGUGGUUGGCGAGAGGGAGGCUCGUCUGCAGGCAGCCGAGAGGUUCAGAGGCUUCCACCCGCCCCGCUUCGUCUGCCCCGAGUGUCACGAGUUCGGCUGCUCUACCGCGGACGCGCUGGACGAGCACCUUGGUGACGAACCGUGGCACGCCGUCAACGCUGCCCUCCAGGUAGGCCGAAUUCUUUUGCACACCCUUCCUCUCCGGCGCACACUAGGACAUCGAUUGGGUGUGCUGGCGCUACGUGUUCCUGCUCCCUUUUUUCUCCCGGUGUGCACGGCCGCACUGCUGCGUGUCCGCGCCAUGGCCUUCGUUUGGUGGCAUGAGCGCAGCCAUUCGUCCCGGUUGCCAGACAUUUGA
Molecule: messenger RNA, 1176 nt
Organism: Ectocarpus sp. CCAP 1310/34
Lineage: Eukaryota; Phaeophyceae; Ectocarpales; Ectocarpaceae
Source: the annotation of a GenBank genome assembly